This is a messenger RNA of Microcebus murinus (gray mouse lemur), 645 nucleotides long. The record is from RefSeq and is a predicted model, not a curated record. Lineage: Eukaryota; Metazoa; Chordata; Mammalia; Primates; Cheirogaleidae.
GACCAGAGGCCGAACUCGGGAUCUGACAAGAUGGCCGGGCUGCCCCGAAGGAUCAUCAAGGAAACCCAGCGUUUGCUGGCGGAACCCGUUCCUGGCAUUAAAGCAGAACCAGAUGAGAGCAACGCCCGUUAUUUUCAUGUGGUCAUUGCUGGCCCCCAGGAUUCCCCCUUUGAGGGAGGGACUUUUAAACUUGAACUAUUCCUUCCAGAAGAAUACCCAAUGGCAGCUCCUAAAGUACGUUUCAUGACCAAAAUUUAUCAUCCUAAUGUAGACAAGUUGGGAAGAAUAUGUUUAGAUAUUUUGAAAGAUAAAUGGUCCCCAGCACUGCAGAUCCGCACAGUUCUGCUAUCAAUCCAGGCUUUGUUAAGUGCUCCCAAUCCAGAUGAUCCGUUAGCAAAUGAUGUAGCGGAGCAGUGGAAGACCAACGAAGCCCAAGCCAUAGAAACAGCUAGAGCAUGGACUAGGCUAUAUGCCAUGAAUAAUAUUUAAAUCGAUCCGAUCAUCAAGUGUGCAUCACUUCUCCUGUUCUGCCAAGACUUCUUCCUUUUUUGUUUGCAUUUAAUGGACACAGUCUUAGAAACAUUACAGAAUAAAAGCCCAGACAUCUUCAGUCCUUUGGUGAUUAAAUGCACAUUAGCAAAUCUA